Eimeria acervulina is the source of this 1113-nucleotide messenger RNA. RefSeq lists its product as hypothetical. The transcript has 3 exons. Lineage: Eukaryota; Apicomplexa; Conoidasida; Eucoccidiorida; Eimeriidae. The coding region runs from base 1 to 1113 and encodes 370 amino acids. The record is from RefSeq and is a predicted model, not a curated record.
AUGCCUAUCUCGGCGGUGAAGACGUUGCAGUCUAUGUGGGUGGCUCUCUGCUGGGUUGGCUUUGUGCCAGAUCAUUUCAACAACUCCAGGAAUCUGUUGACGAGCGCCAAUGAAAUUAAGAAUAUGCAGCCUUCACAGACGGAUAUCAAUUCGCCUCCUAAAUCAGGGGGACCCCUAUAUGAAGGGCUGUUCGCACUCCCGGCCGACGGUGCGGAUCCGUUUGAUGGAGUUUCCAUUCUCCGAGCGAAUGCUAUAGCAUUGAAGAGGUCACACGUCAGCGACGAGGUGCUGGAGAGCAUGGCGCAAUUGAUUCAGGAGCUAAUUCACGAAGAGGCGCACAACAUACAGCAUCAGACGGACUUGUGGCUUGUUUCACAAACAAAAAGUGCAGUAGACACUCUGCAUACAAAUCCAGCCGUGUUCCCUGCCACUGGAUACUCACUGCAGGAGGGUAGCAACGGUGUGCUGUAUGUGAAGACAGACGUUCCCUACUGGUUGGUGGAUGCAGAAACAGCUCUCACGAUCUUGGUGCAGGACUUAAUGAAAGAUGUAAUGGGAAUGAACUUACCGGGGCUUUCCAAUCGGCCUUCUCCUGAUGAGCGGACAGAAGAUCUCCCCAUAGAGUUCGGUUACGAUGUGGCCGGUCGCCGCAAUGUCACGUUCUCUUUCGGCAAUUCAUUGGUUACGGUGGUUUGCGGCAAAACUCUGAAUUCUGGAGCGGCUGUUGGGGUGUCGCACGGCUCUUACAUGGUUACGAUUACUAGCAACAGCAACAGCACCGAAGCCACCAUUGCCCCAGGGCCUGUUGCGGUGAACGGCCCCGUCUCCUCCCUUGAUCACCAGAAAGAUGCUACUGUGGGGGCGGCGCCAGUGCUUCAAGCAAAGAUAAGCACUUCAGCAGGGCCAGGAUCCAUCGUAGCAUCUUAUCAAAACACGAGAAUAAAAUUCAAUACGCACCCAGAAGGAAGACGCCACGGCGCGGAGUUUGGAAACAAAGACUUUGUUCUAGGCGUCACACGGGACUUUGACGACAGGAUCAACAUUGUGAAUCGUGAGCUUGAUGGUCUCUGUUCUGAGCAUCCCGUUGGGACAAAGCAAGCCCGCCUCAGAUGA